AUGACGAUAAAAAAUCAAAUCGGAUGCAGCAGGAAGCGUAAACGCACUCCGGAGAAUGACAUGAUGGCGUUCAUUGACGAUGAUUCCCUGAUGGAUGACUCGAUAAAAGAAGAAGAGUCACAAGAUUUAUCGUCCUCCUCAUCUUCGCUGUUUACUCGCCCGCAUAUGCUUAACGGUUGGAGCGAGUCAUCUGCUAGGAAUGGAGAAUCUUCGAGUUGUAAUUAUAAAUCAUCCUCGUCGAAUGAUUCUCCUAAAAAUCAUUCGUCAACGUCUAAUGUCAAUAAUAUUAAUAAUAAUAAUAAUACUCCAGCUAGUAGCAUUAAUGGUGAACACUCAGCAGGACACGGUUCACCACUUCGUACGAGCUUAAAUUUACAAUUACGUUCAUACGCAACGCCAAAGCCCCGUGUUCAGGAGUGUCCGAUGUGUCCAUUUAGUUCCGACAAUCCCUCAAAACUAGAAGAGCAUAUUAAUCGACAGCACUUUGAUCUCACUUCACCGUCAUUUCCUCCAGAGUCACCGCCUACUCGUGAUGGCUCAUACAAUUGUCCUCUGUGUGUAACAUCGUUUCCUAACCCGUCAGACCUUGAAUUACAUGUCAACAUAGAGCACAAAGAUAUUCUCAGUCCAGCAAAAGGUACAACAUCAACCCCCGAGGUGUCAUCAAACGAGCCACCAGCAUGUCCAGUGUGCCUGAGCACGUCUUUCCGCACAAACGAAGAGCUAACCGUCCACAUAGAAGAGCACUUUGCAAAGAAAAGCAGCACACCCUCGCCGAUAGACGUCGCAGACAGUUCUCUGACGUCAAGCGACCGGAUGCUGGCCCGGGACAUGGAACGCCGGGAGAAGGAGGUUAGAAAACUACGGGAGCAAAGAGAAUUUGAGAUGCUCCGAGCUCAGUACGGAAUGGACAACCAGGGGAACUUCCGGGAGCAAAGUGUGACAAACAUGCAGCGCGCGGUUUACGCUGGAGAGAUGACUGUUGCUGAUUACUACGAGCGGCAGAUAGAGCUAAAAGCUGCAGAGAACAACGGGAUUGAUGACGGGAGUUCGUGUACCCGCGGACUGGUUUCGCGGGUACGAGCAGUCUCCCAAGCUUGCCACAACGUUAUCAACACCUGGAUGUGUUCAACAGUGGACCACUACGCCUCUACCUACGGAGACAAGGGCUGGGGCUGCGGGUACAGAAAUACCCAGAUGCUGAUUUCUUCCCUGCUGCAGCACACUGGCUUCAACGAGCUGGUGUACCGCGCCUGGAGCUCAGUAGCCGCCGGUUCUACGGCGAAUCCCAUGCGCAGCUCCAUGCCCUCGAUAUCAAGGCUCCAGAGGAUGAUCGAGUGGGCCUGGUCGCUCGGUUUCGACGUUCAAGGUGCUGAGCAGCUCGGAGGAAAGCUCGUCAACACCAGAAAGUGGAUUGGAGCCACCGAAGUCGUCACGCUGCUGUCCAGUCUCAGGAUACGCUGCCAGCUCGUGGACUUUCAUCGGCCAACUUCUCCUGAUGGAAGUCACCCGGAGAUGUUCCAGUGGGUCCUUCAGUACUUUCAGAGGAAUGACGAGUUCAAGCCACCGCUCUAUCUUCAGCAUCAAGGACACAGCAGGACUAUCAUGGGGGUUGAACAAUUAAGAGAUGGCUCUAUUACUAUGCUCGUUCUGGAUCCUAGUCACACUCCCGUCCAGAUGGGACAGUUUAAUAGCACGAGCAGUGCGCCUGGUGCUAUGCGGUUGAUCAGGAAGUCCACCGCUGCUAUGAAGGCUAGACAGUAUCAGAUUGUUGCUGUCGUUGGGACUGUGGAAAAUGAAUCUCGGUAUCAGAUGAGUAAAGUGCUAAGAACAACACGAAUCCCCCAAGAUAGGUGA
Messenger RNA from Cotesia congregata, 1857 nucleotides. The record is from the annotation of a GenBank genome assembly. NCBI's taxonomy places the organism in Eukaryota, Metazoa, Arthropoda, Insecta, Hymenoptera, Braconidae.